CGAGCGGCUUCAAGGAGCUGCGCCUUUCUUACUUCCAAACCAAAUCCAUUGUUCCCGUCUUAGGUGAAGGUCAAUAUGAAAUGUCGGAUCCAAUGGCUGCCGCUCAGUCCUACAUUUUUUCGAAUUCGAGCCCAGUAACUUCACGAGAAACCGAGAUUGCUUUGGUGUCGAACACCACCAGUCGCAAUGUUGCCAAAGACACUGCAAUACAGAUCAAUGGCCAUAUUGCGAACGACGUACAUCACUGGAACUUCAAAACGUUAAUCAUGAACUACUACCCGCAUUUGGCUCCGAAGAGAUGCGCUCACCAACGUUUGCUACCUGGCAAUGUGUCUGUUGAACCUAUCGCUCGACUGAGACCGAGGUCGUCUGCCGCAGAUAAACCGCCAUUGCAAAAGUUCCAACAUUGUCUUGAACAGAGUGCCAAACCUGGGCAGAAAUCAACACUUGUAAACUUCGAGUUGCGAUAUGUUGCUUUGCUUUCAAGCCUUGAUGGCAAUAAAGGCGCAGUCUACGGAAUCUUUCGGGCGGAUUGCCAAACAAAUUACAUAUCAAACAGGAUCGUAACGAGGUUCAGUCUCAGAUCUUAUGUCGAUAGUUCGGCGGACACUUCCACGGUCAUUGCUGGACAGAACAGAAUCACGCCUACUCGCAACUACGUUUCUCUGGUCACCCCUUCAGGAGCAGGCAGCGAGCAAACCCCAUGCCGCUUUUACGUUGUUGAACACAGCCUGGAGAGGUUUGAUGUACUGAUUGGGUCAGGUUUCAUUAUCAAUCUUUCAUCAUUAUCAUCAUCAUCAGCCAGACAGGACGAGCCUAUAGGCUCAAUUUGUCCAAUCCGGUCAAAGACAGAAGCACACCGCGCAUCCAACUAG
This is a messenger RNA of Didymella exigua CBS 183.55, 875 nucleotides long. RefSeq lists its product as uncharacterized. NCBI's taxonomy places the organism in Eukaryota, Fungi, Ascomycota, Dothideomycetes, Pleosporales, Didymellaceae. The coding region runs from base 81 to 875 and encodes 264 amino acids. The transcript has 2 exons. The record is from RefSeq and is a predicted model, not a curated record.